Glycine soja is the source of this 860-nucleotide messenger RNA. RefSeq names its product gibberellin-regulated protein 4-like. Bases 134 to 466 code for a protein of 110 amino acids. The transcript has 4 exons. Lineage: Eukaryota; Viridiplantae; Streptophyta; Magnoliopsida; Fabales; Fabaceae. The record is from RefSeq and is a predicted model, not a curated record.
AAUGGGACAUUGAACUCUUUAAUUUAUGUCACCACACACCCUUCUUCAUCUCUCUUUGAUACCCUUUUGUUCUUUUUGGUGCUUUAAUUUGCACUAGCAAGGGGGUUGGUUUUAUUUCUGUUUGCUUGCAACAAUGGCUGUGGCUAAUAAGUUACUUUCUGUUUUGAUCAUUGCCCUCAUUGCCAUUUCCAUGCUUCAAACAGUGGUUAUGGCAUCUCAUGGACAUGGAGGCCACCACUACAAUGACAAGAAAAAAUAUGGACCUGGCAGUCUCAAAAGCUUCCAAUGCCCAUCACAAUGCUCAAGGAGGUGUGGCAAGACCCAGUACCACAAGCCCUGCAUGUUUUUCUGUCAGAAGUGUUGUAGGAAGUGCCUAUGUGUGCCACCGGGGUAUUAUGGGAACAAAGCAGUGUGCCCUUGCUACAACAACUGGAAGACCAAGGAAGGAGGACCCAAAUGCCCUUAAUAACCUUAUGCUAUGUUCUUCAUCAAAUUAACAAAGAUAUAAUAUAGCUUUAAUUUAUUAUAUCCAUAUCAUAUAAUUUUCUUGGUCCUUUCUAUGUCUUAAUUAACCAAAAAAUGUAUGUCCAUUUUGGUCUUAGUAAUACUUUGUUGUAUUGAAGAUGCCUUUUGGAGAUAGUGUGUGUGUGGGCUCCUCUGCAUCAUACCACUCCUUAUUAUGGCAUUGUUGGCUUUUAAAUGAAGUGUGUCUAAUACUGUUGCUGUCAUCUAUGGAUUUUUUUUCUUUUUUCUUUUUUAUCAUGUAUCUAUGGAAAUUCCAUGAGGCUAUGCUAUCAUUUCUCUUUUUCACUUUAUUGUAUGAACAAUGGCAAACAUAUUAUUAUCAUGUUUAAAUGUCA